AUGGCAACAGUAAAUGAAUCUAAUUCAUGUUCAAUUUGCAAUAAAUCUUCAGCGAAACGUUUUUGCAUUGGAUGUAAAAAAUAUUUCUGUCUGAAGGAUUUCAAAGAACAUGAACAACAACUAUCAAUGAAAUUUGAUGCUGAAAUAGUAACAUCACAUGAUGAAUUACUUAAUCAAAUACAAAAAUUAGAAAAAUCAAAUUAUUUCUCAUUAGAUUUUCUUGAUCAAAUUGAACAAUGGAAAAAAACAACAAUCAAUAAAAUAGAACAAGCAGCAGAAAAAGUUCGUCAUGAACUUAUCGAAUUAAUUGAUAAACAAAGAAUAACAAUAACAAAACAACUUAAAUUGAUUACAGAAGAAAUUCGUUGUUGUCAAGACGAAGAAACUUUUGUUGAAAAUGAUAUUGACCGAAUUCGAAAAAAAACUCAAUGA
Messenger RNA from Rotaria sp. Silwood1, 432 nucleotides. The record is from the annotation of a GenBank genome assembly. Lineage: Eukaryota; Metazoa; Rotifera; Eurotatoria; Philodinida; Philodinidae.